This is a messenger RNA of Phyllopteryx taeniolatus (common seadragon), 2075 nucleotides long. It is a transcript of the gene rundc3aa, whose product is annotated as RUN domain containing 3Aa. Gene Ontology annotation, cellular component: cytosol. The transcript has 12 exons. The record is from RefSeq and is a predicted model, not a curated record. Lineage: Eukaryota; Metazoa; Chordata; Actinopteri; Syngnathiformes; Syngnathidae. Bases 323 to 1624 code for a protein of 433 amino acids.
GCUUACAAAAGAAAACAAAUUACUUUAAGACUUCAUUAACUACGACUUUUGUUAUAAUAUUAUACAAAACGAACGUGAGACUUGAGUACUGUACAGCGAAAAUACAACCAGGUCUCACGCCCUCUACAGGUCCUGUUGGCGGUUUGAAGUUAAUGUAGCUACGAGACCUCCAGCCUCAGCAGCAAGCACCAACCCCACUCCGCCGCAUCGGUGGCCGACUUUCCGCGCAGGACAGCGGCUGCACGUCGGACACAGGUUGGGGAGGUGUGGGGUGUUGUGGGGGUGCGGACAGCUCCCGUUGCCGCCGCUGCUGGAUGGACGAAUGGAGCCCGGCUGCGUGCACACAGCAAUGGCUAUGGGGCUGACGUCGAAGAAGGCGUCCGCCCGGAGUGUCGGCGUGGAAAGAAAGAACCUCAUCACAGUGUGCAGGUUCUCGGUCAAAACGCUCCUGGAAAAGUACACGGCCGAGCCCAUCGACGACUCGGCCGAGGAGUUUGUCAACUUUGCUGCCAUCUUGGAGCACAUCCUCAGUCACCGCUUUAAAGGCCCGGCCAGCUGGUUCAGCUCCGAUGGACAGCGCAGUUUCUGGGAGUACAUCCGGCUGGCCUGUGGCAAGGUGCAAAACAACUGCAUUGCCAGCAUCGAGAACAUCGAGAACAUCAGCACGUCUCGAGCCAAGGGUCGAGCAUGGAUUCGAGUGGCGCUGAUGGAGAAACGUCUGUCAGAAUACGUGUCCGCUGCCCUGAGGGACACCAGAACGACCAGGAGGUUCUACGACGACGGCGCUAUCAUGCUGAGAGAGGAGGCUACGGUGCUGACUGGCAUGCUCAUCGGACUGAGCGCCAUUGACUUUAGUUUCUGCCUGAAGGGGGAAACACUGGACGGCAAGUCGCCGGCGGUGAUCGACUACACUCCCUACCUGAAGUUCACUCAGAGCUAUGACUGCCUGAGCGACGACGAGGAUCGGCGCAGCGUAGACAGCAGCAACAGCGAGGAGAGCGUCCCUGAGCAUCCAUACAUCCCACUGGUCACCGAUGAGGAGAGCUGGAGUAGCAAAUUCCGCAAGAUGGAGCAGCGAUUCAAGAUCGUAUACGCCCAAAAGGGCUACCUAGAGGAGCUGGUACGCCUUCGCGAGUCACAGUUGAAGAACGUGGAGACGGAGAACAAACGUCUGAGGGCCAAAGUGGACGAGCUGACCUCGCAGAGUCAGCGUGAGAAGAAGGAGCUGGAGGCUGUCGUGCUGGAGCUGCAGGCUCAGCUCUCGUCCCUUAUGCCCUGUGACUCUUCCCACCUGGGAAAAAACCAUUCCAUCGCGCUCAUCAACCGGUGGGCCACCAUCACCGACCGCCGGGGAGACGUCAAACUCUUCCGCAGGAGGAGUUUUCAUAGUUUGGAGCAACUUUCUGCAGAGAUCAGCCUCAGCUCGGAAUCUCAAAGGACCGAUGAGAGGCAGAACGGAGACACUGCCUGGACCUCAGCAGGAAAGGACAACACACCGUCCAUGUUGGGUCUGUGCGGCUCUCUGGUGUCACUGCCGAGCUCCAAGUCACUGACCAGCCUGAAGUCCAGCGAGUGUCUGGUCAACAUCAGCGCCGAGCCCAGCCCCGCACUUUCCCCCAGCUAAGGGAUCCCACCAGCCCACCCUUCUUUGCCUUCCCACUUACUCCCUCCCACCCGGACCAACCGCCAACGUCUCCGUGAAUGUACAGCAGGAAUUCUGGUCAUUAUUGUCCUCUCUCUCUCUCUCUCUCUUGCUCUCACUCUCUCUCUCUCGCUCUCUCCCUCUCUUUCUCUCUCUCUCUGUCUCUCUCUCUGUCUCCCUGCCUCUCUCUCUCUCUCUCUCUCUCUCUCUCUCUCACUCUCUCUCUGCCCCCCCCUCUCUCUAUCUUUCGCACAGCCAUUUUGUUGUCUUUCUGACAUCACAACAACACAAUUCAGAUGUCAAUACUGUACAACCAAAACAAACACGCAGCUUUGGAUGUGCUAUUUCAGCCUAUUCCCUUCUUUGUAUGCUUCAAAUCUGAGAUUAUUAUUAUUACUAUUGUUUGUGUUGCAAUAAACUGCCUUUUACACGA